Oreochromis niloticus (Nile tilapia) is the source of this 6012-nucleotide messenger RNA. RefSeq names its product RHO family interacting cell polarization regulator 2 (gene ripor2). The record is from RefSeq and is a predicted model, not a curated record. Lineage: Eukaryota; Metazoa; Chordata; Actinopteri; Cichliformes; Cichlidae. The coding region runs from base 334 to 3711 and encodes 1125 amino acids. The transcript has 23 exons.
CUCACUUCAGCAUUGCACAGGAUGUUAUGAAAUCAGCACUGUUGCUGAAACUUGGUGAAGGUCGCUGGGAGUCCUCUCUCUCACCCACACACACACACUUCACCUGGCACUUACGCACUCGUUCUCGUGCGGAGAGCUGAAGCUCAGCUCAGUCCCUGUCCCCUCCUGCUCGUGCGAGGAGCCUGCCGGCGAUCGGACUGUCGCCUGAAGCGAAGAGGCCGGGCCGGCGUCGAUUUUUACAGCCCAGUCGCUCUCUCUCUCUCUGAGGCUCCGACUAGUCAGCUGAAGGAGGACAAGAGGGAGAGAAGAAGAGAAAGAAGAGGAGGAAUAGUGAUGGCCGUGACCGACAUUGCAGAGGAUGACCUGGAUGAGAUGAUGCGCGAAGAAGCGGAGGACGUCUUCUACGAGGACGGAGUGUCGUCACGAGUCCCGGAGAUCAUGGCGACCGGAACCCACUCCCCCGGCGGGCCAAAUGGCAUAAUCCGGAGCCAGUCGUUUGCGGGUUUCAGCACACUACAGGAACGGCGCUCACGAUGUAACUCAUUCAUGGGGAACUCUGCAGUGCAGAAGAAGCCUCAGUCCAAGCCUAAGAAGCCCCACCUGUCAGGCCACAAGGGAGGCAGCAGCUCCAGAGAGCCGCAGCCCAAGAGACUGGAGGAGGUUUACACGGCACUCAAACAAGGCCUGGAUGAAUAUCUGGAGGUUCAUCAGACGGAGCUGGACAAACUCACAGCUCUGAUGAAGGACAUGAAGAGAAACUCCCGCCUGGGAGUGCUGUAUGAUCUUGACAAGCAAAUCAAAACUAUCGAGAGGUACAUGAGACGACUGGAGUUUCAUAUUAGCAAGGUGGAUGAGCUAUACGAGGCCUUCUGCAUCCAGAGCCGUCUCAGAGAGGGUGCCAUCCGGAUGAAGCAGGCCUUUUCGUCCUCGCCCUCCACCAAAGGCACCAAAGAGAGUAUCGCGGAGGUCAAUCGUCGGUACAAGGAAUACACAGAGAACAUGAGUGCGUUUGAGAGCGAACUGGAGAACCUGCUCGGGGAGUUUCAUAUCAAAAUGAAAGGUUUGGCAGGAUUUGCUCGACUCUGUCCUGGAGACCAAUAUGAGAUCUUCAUGCGUUACGGUCGCCAGCGAUGGAAGCUGAAGGGGAGGAUUGAAGUGAACUCCAGGCAAAGCUGGGACGGAGACGAGAUGGUCUUCAUGCCCCUCAUUACUGACCUUAUUAACAUCAAGGUGACGGAGCUGAAGGGUUUGGCCACUCACAUGCUGGUGGGCAGCGUCAUCUGUGAGACCAAGGAGCUAUUCACUGCCGUGCCUCAGGUGGUGGCUGUGGACGUCAACGACCUCGGGACCAUCAAACUCAACCUGGAAGUCACGUGGUACCCCUUCGACGUGGAGGACCUGACCCUGUCGUCUGGCAACGUGAGCAAAGCUGCAGCUCUCCAGAGACGAGUGUCCGUCUACAGCCAGGGCACACCGGAGACCCCCACCUUCCAGGACACCUCCUUUUUUAAGUGGCAGCCCUACCCCGUGGAGCGCCAGCGCUUCUCCUUCCUGCACAUGCUCCGAGACACCCUGCUCGAGAAGCUAAGGCGCAGUCGUUCGUUUGGUGACCUGGCCUCACUGCGGCCAAGGCCCAAAUCCAGUCUGGAGGUUUAUUCCACACUGCCGGACGAUGUCUUCGAGAACGGCGGCUGCGGUGUGGCUGAGUGCAAGCGUCUGUCCUUCACCUUCUCUGAUACGUCUGGCUCUACGCCCAGCCCCAGCCCCGCCCUGAGCUGCUACUCCCCGGGCCAGUCCAACCCCGAGAUUACCGUCACUCCUCCAGAAACAGAACCAUUACCUACGCAAAUCCUCCCAACUAGGGAGGACUCCAUCGCAGAGGAGCAUUUAGUGGAGGAAGAGGAGGAGGAGGAGUACGAGGAGGAUGGGGAGACGGGCAGUAGAGGAAGCAGGGGCAGCAGGACCAGUGCCAGCAUUGCCAGCGACGAAGCCGAAGCGGCCGAAGACUCGGAGUGGGAGCGCACAGAGUCUCAGCGUAAUUCUAGCUCCAACUGUGGUUCAGCUGCCCCGUCCUUGUGUUCAGACGGACACCUGUCCGCAGUGGCUCCCGAGGAUGUCUUCCUGGAUCACGCCGACGAGCUGAAACCUGUGGAACUGGACACAGAGGAGGCGGGCAGCCUGACGAAGCAGCUCGUGAAGAGGCUGACUUCCUCGGAAAUGAUGCCGCCCGGUGGGAGUGCUGCUGAGGGUGAGGGAAGUCUGAGCUGGGCGGGAGAGGGAAGCAGGGCUUUCCUGGAGAGCAGCCUGGAGGAGGCCAUCCACAGCCUGCUGACCAGAUUAGAGUCGCUGACUCAUCGCUGCAGAGAGCUGCAGGACCUGGAGCAGGAAGUGAUGCGUCUGGAAGACCUACUGAAGUGCCGUCUCCCGGGUCACAGGAGUCGAUCCUCUAGCCUCAGUCUGACUGUGGAGAGUGCCCUGGAGAGCUUUGACUUCCUCAACACCUCUGACUUUGAUGACGAUGAUACCGGAGACGAUAACGCCGUCAUCAGCAUUCCCCGACAGAGGUCUCCGAUCUUUGAUGCAGAUGGAGAGAGGAUCGGGGCUCAGCAUCCAGAAGCCAGAGGACACCUGAGCGAAGCCCUGACAGAGGACACCGGGGUGGGCAACAGCGUGGCAGGAAGCCCCCUCCCACUUACCACUGGAAAUGAGAAUCUGGACGUGGCUAUUGUCAUCCACCUUCAGUACUGUAAUCACCUCAUACAGAUGUUGACCAGUGGGGUCAGCGUCUGGCAGCGUCGCAGUGUCCUCCUCAAAUUGUCUGGACAGACCCAGCUGCUAGAGGAGUUAGCAGAGAUCAGCGUGGACAAACUGGGAGCAAUAACAUCUGCUGCUGAUGUCCUCCCGGGCCUCGUGGAGCGCCCCCAGCUGAUGACUCUGUGGUCAGAGUGCAGCGGCUCUGAGGGACUUUUCCACACCACGCUGGACAGAGUGUUCAAACACAUGAAUCAGCGCUACACGGCGGUGCUGCAGGAGAACCGCCCACACGGCGCCGAUACAGUGAUUAGCAUGGUAGUGGGUGAGAUGGUGGACAGGAGCGACCUGAUGGCGGCACAGAGUCCUCCGGCUGCUGCGCUCUCUCAGGACGUCCUGACUGUGUUUCAGUUCUACAGCUACAUCUUACAACAUGAAGUCCAGGACAUGGAGACGCACCUGCUGCACCUGGCCAGAGAGGAGGUGUUUGCAGAGGUCCUGUGCAGCGGAGACUAUUCUCGCUGUCUCGCAGAACUGGAGGAGGUACCUUUGUCAUCUCUCUGGCCUGGAAGCAGAACCCUAAGGGCCCUGGCAUCCCUCCUCACUGCAGAAGACCCUCAGGUCAACAAGGCAGCCGCCGACUACCUCUCUUCUGGAGCGUCAAACAAGCACUUCAGGACCAGGGCAGUGGAGUGCUACACCCAGGCACUGUCGGAGGCUGGAGUACAGAGUCAGAGGGCAGCCUGCUCAGCUCUCAGCUGUCUGGAGGCAGUCGAGAGCAUCAGAGCGGUGGUAGCGCUGUGCGAUUCAGCCGAUGAAGAGCUGCGUCACGUGGCCAUAGAAACCCUGCUCACGUUCGGUGAGGAGGGGCGCCUGGCGUACGAGCAGCUGGACACUGUGCCGGGGGAGAUGAUCCGUCUAGGCACACGGCGAGGAAACGCCGUCACCACUGCCUUCUGAGCCAUCACUGAAAAGAGAAACGGACUGCACCCGGACCUCCGAGGACAACACUUGCCUCCUUAGCUCAACCCACACAGCACACCUCACAGGGCUGUUAACGACUGAUCUGUUCAUCGAUCUGCUUUCUAGCAACAACAAACGUUUUCACUUAAACUGCAGUUGAUCACUGUUACUCACUGCCUCCUGAAAGGAAGUAACACCAAACAAGUUGUCUUAACCACAAGGACACAUAACCUAGACCCCUCCUGACGCACGCUUACACUCCUCGUUCCUCCAUCACCUCCGAUUUCCGACUCCUACUCCUCUCCACCCUGCUGUCUGAGCCAGGCACACACCGGUCACGUUAAGUUGAAUUGGAAAGCACAAAUUUGGACUGGACACAAAGCGGCUGAGAGCUGCUCCAAAGACUGUGGAAAUCAAGCACCGGGUCUUCACCCUCUUGUCAAAAAGGCUUCUCAACACCCGUCUCACGCACUCACUGAAUAAUCUCGAUUUUUACAGAUUUAUUGUACCACGCAAUAUACUAUGAUCUUUGUAUAAUCACUGUUAACACGCGUUCACCUAGAUUAGAAGUGCUUUCUGACGCUUUCGGAAGACCUGCACUGUUGUAAGGCGUGUAAAUAUGGCUUAGUUUACACGUGAUACACGUGGUUGUGUUCAAGACGUAAUUUUCAGGGAUUCUCGUGUGAUUGAAAGACCUGUGUGUUUUUUGGCAGGGAGGAACAUUAAUAAGAUGAGGUCACAGCGGUCCAGGGGAGACGGGGGUUUAGCACAGUGCCCAGCGUUCACUCACGCAGCAGUUUGCGUCUGAGAUUUCUCCUACUUGCAGUUUAACAAGUGCAAUUUUUUCUGUACAUAUGUGAUUUUUUUUUUCCUUUUUUUUUUGCACCUGGCUGACACGUGAAGCCCAUUUGAUAUCGUCAGCUUUUGACCUUUUGAGCCUCGUUGUGGCUGAGCUGGCACAUUACACAAAUACUCUUUUUGUAAAUGUAUGUUUUGUUUGUUUUUCCUACAAGGUCAGGAGCCAGUCGAGGGCAAUAAACUAGGCAGAGGACCUCAUGAGAAUGCACUUUCUCGGCAGUUGUGCAGAGAGGAUCAGUUGAAGCAGCACGGGAGCUGAUAGCAGGAUAAGACAUUAAGCUUUUGGCCUUUUCUGCCACAAUUUGGGUCUGCUCCAUGCGAACGGUUUAAUGGGAACACUGACCCAGGGGAGGCGUCUAUCUCCAGCUUUUCUCAUUGUAACUGUACUACUGAGUCUGGUGCUGCUGCACAGUGACAAAACUCACAAGCUCACACGUCAUAUAUUUAUUAUUUACGCCUUGUUAUUCUAAUAUUCUGUCAUGUUAUUUUGUAUUAGAGCAGACCACAUUGUUAUGUAAAUGAUUGUAUAUUUAUGCUUUACUUUCAGGUCUGGUAUUUGAAUUAUUGUCUUUUGUUUAAGAAGGCCUCUGUGUUUUUACCAUACGACUCGUGCUUGAUUAUAAUUGGGAGUUUAUUUUCAACUUAAUUAUAUUAGAUUGUUAUUUUGGAGAAUAUUAAGAUGUGCUAAUAGUAAUUAUAGAUUUUGUUUUCCGUAAAAGGUCCCCAAACUAGCGGGGCAUUUAUAUGAUAGAGAUGUUACUUUAUUAAGUAGAUUUACUAUAACCAAAGGAAAAAUCUUGGGAUUUUGAAAUGGUCUUUUAAUAAGAGCUCAUCCAGGAGAAUGUAUUUUCAAUACAGCGUGUACAUUUGGACCAGAACCCUCAGACUUAUCUUUGGAAGCACAAAAAGAAAAAAGGCAAACCCGUAAUAUGAGGAUCUCGUUACAUCUGGUUGUAACUGCACAAUCCAAAAGCCAUAUUAAAAAGCAAGUGGUUAGUAUUUUUAUGAAAGGUAUUCUUUUUGUAAUAUAAUCUGUAAAUGCGUGAAGUUGAUACUAAAAGUUUUUUCUUUUUUACUUUCAUGCAGCCUUUUGCAAAACGUGGUCCAAAUUUAAAUUCCUUUUCGAGAUGUGAACAGCAUUACAGUAUCUUGGUCCAGUAACUCACUCGGUGUCUAAUUUUCUCUCUUCACAAACUCGCUGUUGACCUGUUUAACAAGUUAAUUGGUGGACUGUUCAGUUCCUUAGCACCGUAUAUAAUACAAGGUGGCAAAAUGUGCACAUUUAGAGGUUUUAAUAAUAACUGCUGAAACUGAACUUCACCCAUCUUCGUGGUCAAUAGCUUCAGUACUGAUUCAUGUGGUUGCACACUGCUCUUCUCCGUCGUGGUUCCUCUGCUCAUCAAGAAGUUGCAAUAAAGUUUAUUUUUGCAUAAUUAAAAA